AUGCCAGGAAAGAGCGACCAACAUGCGACCUCAAUACGCCUUGAAUGGUGGGGUGCCCCCAACACGCCAUGUCCAAAGAAGGCAAGAGGCGGGACGCGGAAGAGCAAGAGCGACCGCACAUCACAGAAGGAGCGACUAGGGGGUGAGGGAAAAGGGAAAGCGUGUCGCCCCAUUCUGGCCCCUAUUCCGCUUUUGUGUCUUGAACUUGCAGAUUUGGUUGGUCGUCUUCGCAUUUCUCCCCCACUUUCGGAAUGUCCCUGCGAAGGAGGUCGGCGACCUUCAUUCGGAGAAUAA
Molecule: messenger RNA, 294 nt
Organism: Sporothrix schenckii 1099-18
Lineage: Eukaryota; Fungi; Ascomycota; Sordariomycetes; Ophiostomatales; Ophiostomataceae
Exons: 1
Coding region: 1-294 (97 amino acids)
Source: RefSeq, a predicted model, not a curated record